Molecule: messenger RNA, 988 nt
Organism: Dendroctonus ponderosae (mountain pine beetle)
Lineage: Eukaryota; Metazoa; Arthropoda; Insecta; Coleoptera; Curculionidae
Gene: Ak6
Product: adenylate kinase isoenzyme 6
Exons: 4
Coding region: 118-687 (189 amino acids)
Cellular component (GO): cytoplasm; nucleus
Molecular function (GO): ATP hydrolysis activity; AMP kinase activity; ATP binding
Source: RefSeq, a predicted model, not a curated record
AAUAUGUCAGCAGGUCUGUCAAAGCAACAAGAGUAAGGUUAGGAGAGUUGAGAAAAACAUGCGAAAGUUUAGGAAUUUCCAAACAAACGCCCCGACAAAUUAAGGAAAUUGACUGAAAUGGUUGACGCUCCGCAAUACCCAACUAUCAACCGAGAGGCACCGAAUAUACUAGUAACGGGAACUCCCGGUGUUGGAAAGUCCACUCUAUGUAAGAAAUUGGCCGAAGUGACUGCAUUGCGUUGGUUGGAAAUCUCUAAAAUUGCCAAGGAUAAUAACUGUUUGCAGGAGUACGACCCCGAAUUCGAUACACAUGUGCUGGAUGAGGAUAAGCUAAUGGACGGCCUGGAGGAAGUUAUGAGCAUAGGGGGAAACAUAGUGGACUAUCACAGCAGCGAAUUUUUCCCAGAGCGAUGGUUCGAUGUAGUGUUCGUUCUCACGGCCGACACUAGCAGUCUGUAUGAUCGACUCAAUUUGCGUGGCUAUUCAGGCAAAAAACUAGAAAGCAACAUCGAAUGUGAAAUCUUCAAAAUAUGUCUAGACGAAGCAAAGCAAUUUUACAGAACCCAGAUAGUACAUUCACUGGAGAGUAUAAAUGAAGCACAGCUAGAGGAAAACGUUCAGAAAAUAUGCCAAUGGAUACAAAUGUGGCUCAACAAUCGAGAAAUGAAUCCCCAAUUAAACAGUUAGGCUUUAUUAGACUUAAGACUCACCUUAGCCUAUUCAUAAUGUCAACUCCCGCCUGGUGCCGAACGCAACUGGUCACAUAAUCCAAAGGAAUCUGCUUUUUCUGUUUGCAGUCCCUUUUGAUAUCCUGCACUGUGUGCUCGUCCCUCAACACAUACGGGCAUUGCUCUUUACAAGUCUUCAACAUUUUCUCUAUCAUUACCUGCAACAAUCAUUAAAAUCAGUCGGUUUAAUCUGUAUUCGCAGGCUCUUUUGCUUUUUACCUGUAUACUAUCACAAACACUAUUAUAAAUAUCACUAGAGA